AUGGCCGAUCUAAACCCAGAAGCAAUUGGCGGGUCGUCGAUUACGUGGGAUAUACUUAAAAAAGAUUUCCAAGCCGUGUUCAACUCCACUGCCAAAAUAGGCCCUAAUCGAAGAUGGCAGCGAAUUGGAGAAGGAAAUGGCUGCAUUUCCGAGAUUUUCUUGGCGACGUUUGAUUGGCAAGGAGAUUCCGUUGGCCUUCCCGAAAAGGCUUGUAUUAAGAUUACAAAUUCCAACCGAUUGGCUGCGAUCGGCAGCAGCCCUGGGGUGAAUCUAGACGAUGCUGUGGAAAAUGCAAGAGCUGCCAACGACAACGAGUUGUACUUUUUUGAAAAUGCGCGCGAUAAGUGGCGUUACCCGGCAGAACUCCGGAUUCCGAAGUUUUAUUGUGGCCGGAAAUUAGGUGUUGAUGGACUUGAUGCAGGUUACUUUGCCAUCGAACACUUCAACGACGUUGUGACAAGACAUUUGUACCAUGAAAUUCAAGAAUCCGCAAUUCUCGAUGUUCUCGAGCAGCUGUCAAUUGUUAAUGGGCAUUCCAUUCGAUACCCGGAGCUGUACGCAGAGAUCACCGGGGAUAACCACAAGACGAUGAUGGCCGAGUUUUUGACAUUCGAGGCUCUGAGCAAGAUCCUAGACGCAGUUGCUGAAGAGUUUCCGGAUAUCAAGGAGGAGUUAGAGGAAUUGAGGGCCGUCACCAAAAUGUUCGAAUCCUGGGAGGGGUAUCAGGAAAAGGUUUUUGCUGCCUGCCACCAUCACCGUAUCUUCAUCCAUGGCGACCUAUGGCUGGGUAAUAUGCUGUGGCGAAAAGAAGAAAAUGGGGACUAUACUAUGGUUUCCCUAAUCGAUUGGCAGGUCAGCCGGAUCGGGAAUCCACAUGAAGACAUCGUGAGGUUGUUAGCCUGUGCGCAAACGACCGAGGAUUAUGACAAAAAAAAAACCGCUCAGCUUCACUAUUACUACGAUAAGCUGCGGGAAUACAGCGGUGAUGCUCCAUUUCCAUGGAAAGAUUUUCAAGAUUUCAUGGACACCUACGAGCACUCCUAUGUCCAUAUGACGUGCAAAUUCACCCCGAUGCUCCUGAAUCUGCGAAAAAUGUUGAUGAGCAAUUUAGCUGAAGGACCAGCGAAGGUCGCCUACGAAGCCUCAGUGACAAGCAAACUCAAACAUAUGGUCACCGAAUCGUCGCGGCUAAUCCGGAAAUGGAAUUUGACGGCU
Molecule: messenger RNA, 1215 nt
Organism: Mesorhabditis spiculigera
Lineage: Eukaryota; Metazoa; Nematoda; Chromadorea; Rhabditida; Rhabditidae
Source: the annotation of a GenBank genome assembly